Messenger RNA from Patella vulgata (common limpet), 1760 nucleotides. Its product is annotated as CDK5 regulatory subunit-associated protein 3. Bases 125 to 1645 code for a protein of 506 amino acids. Gene Ontology annotation, cellular component: endomembrane system. The transcript has 14 exons. Lineage: Eukaryota; Metazoa; Mollusca; Gastropoda; Patellidae. The record is from RefSeq and is a predicted model, not a curated record. Gene Ontology annotation, biological process: regulation of cyclin-dependent protein serine/threonine kinase activity; regulation of mitotic cell cycle.
ACUGUUUCUUCCGGAAGGUGCAAGAAAAUAUAAACAACAUUGAACAUAUGGAAAGAUUAUUUUGACUGAAAGUAAGCUAGAUAUCUGCGAUUUAAUAAAAUGAUUUAAUUAGUUGUCUUUAAAAAUGGCUGAACACGAUAAUGUGGAAAAUAUACCCAUUGAUAUUCACUACAAUAAACUUUUAGACUGGUUAAUUAACAGAAGACAUUGUAAUUCACAAUGGCAAGGGAAAAGUUUACAAGUACGAGAAAAGAUUGAUGCAGCAUUAGUAGAUGUACCAGAUGUAAAGGAAGUGACAGCUUUAACAGAAGGAACAUACCUUAAUUAUUUUCAUUGUUUGAAGAUAGUUGAAUUGUUACAAGCAACAGACUCUGGUAAAAAAAAUGUUUUCGGUCAAUAUUCAUCACAAAAAAUGCAAGAUUGGGCCAACAUUGUAAAAUUAUAUGAGAAAGAUGGAAUGUUUCUUGCUGAAUCGGCUCAGAUGUUAUCUAGAAACGUAAAUUAUGAAAUACCAGCUUUAAAGAAACAGUUAGCAAAAUGUCAUCAAACUCAAGAAGAAUGUACAAGAAAAGAGAGAGAUUAUGCUAACAAUGCUAUCAAUCAAAGAAAGAAUUAUGAAUCAGCUUGUAAAAAGAUGGGAAUAGUGGGAAAGAAAAUAAAAACAGAGUUAGCUUCCUUGGUUCAUGAUUUACCUACAGAGUUUGAUAAAAUAGCUAAAUGUAGUAAACAGCUUGAACCAACAGUUUUGUACUAUGAUCAGUUUAUAACUCAUAUAAUGGGUCGAGAUUUAAGCAGUGAAUCUUUAAAAGCAUUAAAACAUGUUCAAUCAAGAGGUAAUACUACAACCUUUGAAUGGAAGACUGGUAAAAUACCUGAUAAAGUGGAAGCUUCAUCUAUAUUAAUAGAUACAACAGAUGAAGAUGAUUUAGUAGAAAAUCCUGAUGAUAUUGAUUGGAUUGGUGAACAAGAAACAAUAGACUUUGGGGCAGAGAUAGAUUUUGGUGAUAUAGCUGAUAUUACAGUAGAGAGUGGGGGAGAUGAAAUGGGCAAUGGGGAAAUUAAUUGGGAAGAUGAUACCACUAAACACUCUGUUCAAGUUACAGAAUCUUCUGAAGAUGGUGUAGCUAAAGGUGAACUUGCUUUAAGUAUGUUAGAAAAUCCUGAUACCCGAAACAUGUUUUUAGACGAUCUGUUUGAGCUUGAAGCUUUUCUAAAUCAGAGACUGGUAGAAUUAAAGGGUGAUAACUCUGUAUUAUCUGACAGUCAGUUUCAAUCAGCACCUGAAUCUAUACAACUGGAUGCAUCACAGGUCACUAACCUUCUAGAAAAAGUACAAGAAAUAACGCAGAUGUUAACUAAUAUGAGAAUGCAACAAUUAUUACUAAUUAGAAAUUCCCCACGAUUUGUAAAUCGUGUUAAUGAUAAUCUAAAACAGAUAUUAACAUUAGCUGACAAGAUGAACUUUCUCGAGAGACAGGCUGUAAUAAGAAGAAAAGAAGCUUUAGAAGAACAGAAAGAAGUAGAACCUAAAUUAGAUAUAAUUAUCAAAAAAACAAAAGAGCUACAAAAACAGUUACAGUCAGAAAUAUCAAAGAAAUAUAAAGGCAGACCAAUUAAUAUAAUGGGAGAAAUCAAUACCAUUUAAUAUUUUUGAAAUUAUAUUUUUUGUUAUUUUACAGUAUAAAUAAACAGGGUGGGAGAUUUAUUGUUAUAUUAUGUAUUUAUUUGUAUGUAUAUAAGUAAAUAGAGACUUAAAUAUA